AUGACGACCGCUCACAGGCCUACUUUCGAUCCCGCUCGCGGAAAGGACGCCCUUCUCGGGCCCGCAUACCAUCAACGACUGCUCCCGGCACACACGCAGCUGAAGUUCAGGAAACCAGGCCAAGGCGGCGAUGGCGACAUCAAGCAGGUGCGGGACCUGCGCGCCGAGCUCGAGGCCGCCGAGGCAGCGCACUUUGCCAAGACGCGAGGCGGCGGUGCCGCUGCGCCGCUGCCCUCCUCCUCCUCCUCCUCCGGCGCCGCCACCGCCUCGUCGGCGAAGCGGCCGCUGCUGGGGGCCGGGGGCGACGAGGACGGGGAUGAGGACGUCGAGGCCAAGAGGCGGCGGAUAUUGCUAGAGACGAGGGACAUCGAUGCGGACGAGUCCGGGGAGGACGAGGAGGACGACGAUGAUGACGAUAGCGACGACGACAGCGACGACGAUGAGGAGGCGGAGCUGCAGCGGGAGCUUGAGCGGGUGAGGAGGGAGCGGGCCGAGAAGAGGGAGAAAGAGGAGCGCGAGAGGGCAGAGGCCGACGAGGAGCAGCGGGAGCGGGACAUCGCCCUCGGGAACCCGCUGCUCAACAAGCCCGACUUCAACAUCAAGCGCCGGUGGGACGACGACGUCGUGUUCAAGAACCAGGCGCGGGGCACGGAGAAUAAGGGGAAGAAGGAGUUCAUCAAUGAUCUUUUGCGGUCAGAUUUCCACAGGCGGUUCAUGAGCAAGUACGUUAGAUAA
This is a messenger RNA of Phialemonium atrogriseum, 735 nucleotides long. RefSeq names its product Pre-mRNA-splicing factor Cwf15/Cwc15. Lineage: Eukaryota; Fungi; Ascomycota; Sordariomycetes; Cephalothecales; Cephalothecaceae. The record is from RefSeq and is a predicted model, not a curated record. Gene Ontology annotation, biological process: mRNA cis splicing, via spliceosome. Bases 1 to 735 code for a protein of 244 amino acids. The transcript is spliced from 5 exons. Gene Ontology annotation, cellular component: catalytic step 2 spliceosome. Gene Ontology annotation, molecular function: RNA binding.